This is a messenger RNA of Gracilinanus agilis (Agile Gracile Mouse Opossum), 1042 nucleotides long. It is a transcript of the gene BCL11A, whose product is annotated as BAF chromatin remodeling complex subunit BCL11A. The record is from RefSeq and is a predicted model, not a curated record. Lineage: Eukaryota; Metazoa; Chordata; Mammalia; Didelphimorphia; Didelphidae. Gene Ontology annotation, cellular component: nucleus. Gene Ontology annotation, biological process: regulation of transcription by RNA polymerase II; negative regulation of dendrite development. Gene Ontology annotation, molecular function: DNA-binding transcription factor activity; RNA polymerase II cis-regulatory region sequence-specific DNA binding. The transcript is spliced from 4 exons. Bases 63 to 638 code for a protein of 191 amino acids.
AUCACGGCACGUUGGGAGCGCCAGAAGGGGACCAUGACCUUCUCACCUGUGGGCAAUGCCAGAUGAACUUCCCGUUGGGGGACAUUCUCAUUUUUAUUGAGCACAAACGGAAACAAUGCAAUGGCAGUCUCUGCUUAGAGAAAGCUGUGGAUAAGCCACCCUCACCUUCACCAGUCGAGAUGAAAAAGGCGUCCAAUCCUGUGGAGGUUGGCAUCCAGGUCACGCCAGAAGAUGACGAUUGUUUAUCAACGUCAUCUAGAGGAAUUUGCCCCAAACAGGAACACAUAGCAGAUAAACUUCUGCACUGGAGGGGACUCUCUUCCCCUCGUUCUGCACAUGGAGCUCUUAUUCCCACCCCCGGGAUGAGUGCAGAAUACGCCCCACAGGGUAUUUGUAAAGAUGAGCCCAGCAGCUACACAUGUACAACUUGCAAACAGCCAUUCACCAGUGCAUGGUUUCUCUUGCAACACGCACAGAACACUCACGGAUUAAGAAUCUACUUAGAAAGCGAACACGGAAGCCCCCUGACCCCGCGGGUUCUUCACACACCCCCAUUCGGCGUAGUGCCCAGAGAGCUCAAGAUGUGUGGCAGUUUUCGGAUGGAAGCUCGAGAGCCCUUAAAUUCUGAGAAAAUUUGAUGCCCUCCCCCCCACCCCCCACCCAAGGCAGGGUGGGAUGUCCUGCCGCCCAGCCGACAUCAGAGCGUGGUCCGUCAUCCUGCUAGUUUGUGAUGUUUUCUGACAGUAGCCUCCAAGAAGCCGUUGUGUGAAGACAGAGUCCUGCGGAGUCCUUCCCAUUUGGGCCUGCAGUGCCAUUUUAUUUAUAUUUUUUAAUAAAAAAAAAAACAGAAACAAAAAAAAAAACACCAGAAUCGCAUUGGAACAGUGAAUCAGUCCCAUGUUACAGGGCCCAUUGGCCGUCACCAUCUUUGAGUGAUGCCCAAGCCCUCUUGAAACCAGCCAAUUUAAUUACCUGUACUGUGGAAAAGAGCAUGAGUCCCCCAACCCAUUGUUUCUAUACAUUCUACGUUGUCUUUUAAAAC